Schistosoma bovis is the source of this 554-nucleotide messenger RNA. Lineage: Eukaryota; Metazoa; Platyhelminthes; Trematoda; Strigeidida; Schistosomatidae. The record is from the annotation of a GenBank genome assembly.
AAGAAGAAGAAGAAGAAAAAACACCCAAUAAACUAACUAUUGUAUAUAUAAGUAGAUGGAUACAAAUUCUAUUUAGAGAAUCAGUUAGUUAUUACUAGAAUAAUCAUUACAAAGUUUAUUAGUUUUUAUCAUCUUUUGUGAAUUGUUUCUUAUAUAUUAUGACAACAUUAAAUAGAGCCAUUGUAAAAACUAGUAAUCUACCAGCUAAUAUGCAAGAUGAUGCAGUUAAACAAUGUUUAAAAGCAAUGUUAACAUGUCGACAUGAUAAAGAUAUAGCUGCUUAUUUACGAAAUCAAUUCAAUCAAAAAUAUGGACGUACAUGGCAUUGUAUUGUUGGAGGCAGCUUCGGAAGUAAUGUUAGUCAUGUGGAAACUGGAUUGAUUUAUUUCUUAUUGGGACGAAAAUCUAUUCUUCUAUUCAGAUCAGAAAACAUUAAUUGAAGAUGUUAAUCUAUGUUGAAUAUUGUAUUGAGUACAUAAAGUUAGUGAUGUACUUUAAUUGGAUUUUUAUUUAGCAAAAGUUAUUUAAUUAUCAACAAAUACAACUUAUAUGAG